Molecule: messenger RNA, 9268 nt
Organism: Lynx canadensis (Canada lynx)
Lineage: Eukaryota; Metazoa; Chordata; Mammalia; Carnivora; Felidae
Gene: ITSN1
Product: intersectin 1
Exons: 40
Coding region: 320-5485 (1721 amino acids)
Biological process (GO): positive regulation of Rho protein signal transduction; intracellular signal transduction; endosomal transport
Cellular component (GO): clathrin-coated pit; presynaptic membrane; plasma membrane
Molecular function (GO): guanyl-nucleotide exchange factor activity; molecular adaptor activity; calcium ion binding
Source: RefSeq, a predicted model, not a curated record
CGGGAGAGGCAACGGAGGGAGAUGAGGAGAUACGUGGGAGCGAGGGAGCAAGGGAGGGAGAGAAGGAGGUAGAGAAGAGCGGAGGAGAGGGGAGGGAGCGCAGCUUGGUUGCUCCGUAGUACGGCGGCUCGCGAGGGAGAAUCCCUAGCGGGCUCCGGGACGCACGGAGAGGCGGGCAGGCGGGCGGGGAUGGUGUGUUGGGCUGAGGCUCCUGCGUCCCUCUCCGCCGCAAGUGAGCUGCACUGAUUUGUCCCUGGGGCGGCAGCGCGGACCCGCCUGGAGAUGAGGCGUCGAUUAGCAAGGUAAAAGUAACAGAACCAUGGCUCAGUUUCCAACACCUUUUGGAGGCAGCCUGGAUAUCUGGGCCAUAACUGUAGAGGAAAGAGCAAAGCACGAUCAACAGUUUCAUAGUUUAAAGCCAAUAUCUGGGUUUAUUACUGGUGAUCAAGCUAGAAACUUUUUUUUUCAAUCUGGGUUACCUCAGCCUGUUUUAGCACAGAUAUGGGCGCUAGCUGAUAUGAACAAUGACGGGCGAAUGGAUCAAGUGGAGUUUUCCAUAGCUAUGAAACUUAUCAAACUGAAACUGCAAGGGUACCAACUCCCUUCCACACUUCCCCCUGUCAUGAAACAGCAGCCGGUUGCUAUUUCUAGUGCACCAGCCUUUGGAAUAGGAGGCAUCGCCAGCAUGCCACCACUCACAGCUGUUGCUCCGGUGCCAAUGGGAUCCAUUCCAGUUGUCGGAAUGUCUCCACCUCUAGUAUCUUCUGUUCCUACAGCAGCAGUGCCUCCCCUGGCUAACGGGGCUCCCCCUGUUAUACAACCUCUACCCGCAUUUGCUCAUCCUGCAGCCACGUUGCCAAAGAGCUCUUCCUUCAGUAGAUCUGGUCCAGGGUCACAAUUAAACACUAAAUUACAGAAGGCACAGUCAUUUGAUGUGGCUAGUGCCCCUCCCGCGGCAGAAUGGGCUGUCCCUCAGUCAUCCAGACUGAAAUACAGACAGUUAUUCAAUAGUCAUGACAAAACUAUGAGUGGACACUUAACAGGUCCCCAAGCAAGAACUAUUCUUAUGCAAUCAAGUUUACCACAGGCUCAGCUGGCUUCAAUUUGGAAUCUUUCUGACAUUGAUCAAGAUGGAAAACUCACAGCAGAAGAAUUUAUCCUGGCUAUGCACCUGAUUGAUGUAGCGAUGUCUGGCCAACCACUGCCACCUGUCCUGCCUCCAGAGUACAUUCCGCCUUCCUUUAGACGAGUUCGAUCUGGCAGUGGUAUAUCUGUCAUCAGCUCAACGGCAGUAGAUCAGAGGUUACCAGAGGAACCAGUUUUAGAAGAUGAGCAACAACAGCUAGAGAAGAAAUUGCCUGUAACAUUUGAGGAUAAGAAGCGCGAGAAUUUUGAGCGUGGCAACCUGGAACUCGAAAAGCGGAGGCAGGCUCUCCUGGAACAGCAGCGCAAAGAGCAGGAGCGCCUGGCCCAGCUCGAGCGCGCGGAGCAGGAGAGGAAAGAGCGGGAGCGCCAGGAGCAGGAGCGCAAGAGACAACUGGAGCUGGAGAAGCAACUGGAAAAGCAGCGGGAACUAGAACGGCAGAGAGAGGAGGAGAGGAGGAAGGAAAUCGAGAGACGGGAGGCUGCAAAACGAGAACUUGAAAGGCAACGACAACUUGAAUGGGAACGGAAUCGAAGACAAGAACUACUCAAUCAAAGAAACAAAGAACAAGAAGACAUAGUUGUACUGAAAGCAAAGAAAAAGACUCUGGAAUUUGAAUUAGAAGCUCUAAAUGAUAAAAAGCAUCAACUAGAAGGAAAACUUCAAGAUAUCAGAUGUCGAUUGACCACCCAAAGGCAAGAAAUUGAGAGUACGAACAAAUCCAGAGAGUUGAGGAUUGCAGAAAUCACCCAUCUACAGCAACAGUUACAGGAGGCUCAGCAAAUGCUUGGAAGACUUAUUCCAGAGAAACAGAUACUCAAUGACCAAUUAAAACAAGUUCAGCAAAACAGUUUACACAGAGAUUCACUUCUGACACUCAAAAGAGCGUUAGAAGCAAAAGAAGUGGCUCGUCAGCAGCUCCGAGACCAACUGGAUGAAGUUGAGAAAGAAACCAGGUCAAAACUACAGGAGAUUGAUAUUUUCAAUAAUCAGCUGAAGGAACUGAGAGAAAUACAUAAUAAGCAACAACUCCAGAAACAAAAGUCCAUAGAGGCCGAACGUCUGAAACAGAAAGAACAAGAGCGAAAGAUCAUAGAAUUAGAAAAACAAAAAGAAGAAGCCCAAAGACGAGCUCAGGAGAGGGACAAGCUGUGGACUGAGCACACGCAGCCGGACAAUGAGCAGCAGCGGCCAAGGAAGAUUCACGAUGAAGAGAAACUCCGAAGGGAGGAGAGUGUCAAGAAGAAGGACGGUGAGGAGAAGGGCAAACCGGACACACAGGACAAGAUGAGUCGGCUUUUCCAUCAGCAUCAAGAACCCGCCAAGCCAGCUGUCCAGGCACCCUGGUCCACCACAGAAAAAGGCCCACUUACAAUUUCCGCACAGGAGAACGUAAAGGUGGUGUAUUACCGAGCACUCUAUCCCUUUGAAUCCAGAAGUCAUGAUGAGAUCACGAUCCAGCCCGGAGAUAUAGUAAUGGUUAAAGGGGAAUGGGUGGAUGAAAGCCAAACUGGAGAACCGGGCUGGCUUGGAGGAGAAUUAAAAGGAAAGACAGGAUGGUUCCCUGCAAACUAUGCAGAGAAAAUCCCAGAAAACGAGGUUCCUGCUCCAGUCAAACCUGGGCCCGACACGACCUCUACCCCUGCACCCAAACUGGCCGUGCGUGAGACCCCCGCUCCUGUGGCUGUGACCGCUCCAGAGCCCUCCACGACCCCCAACAACUGGGCUGAUUUCAGCUCCACGUGGCCCACCAGCACGAAUGAGAAGCCAGAAACCGACAACUGGGAUGCGUGGGCAGCCCAGCCCUCACUCACCGUCCCAAGUGCAGGCCAGCUACGGCAGAGGUCAGCCUUCACUCCAGCCACGGCCACGGGCUCGUCUCCAUCCCCUGUGUUAGGCCAGGGUGAGAAGGUGGAGGGGCUACAAGCGCAAGCCCUGUAUCCUUGGAGAGCCAAAAAAGACAACCACUUAAAUUUUAACAAAAAUGAUGUCAUCACCGUCCUGGAACAGCAAGACAUGUGGUGGUUUGGAGAAGUUCAAGGUCAGAAGGGUUGGUUCCCCAAGUCUUACGUGAAACUCAUUUCAGGGCCCAUAAGGAAAUCUACAAGCAUCGAUUCUGGUUCUUCAGAAAGUCCCGCUAGUCUAAAGAGAGUAGCGUCUCCAGCAGCCAAGCCAGCCGUUUCGGGAGAAGAAUUUAUUGCCAUGUACACUUACGAGAGUUCUGAGCAAGGCGAUUUAACCUUUCAGCAAGGGGAUGUGAUUUUGGUUACCAAGAAAGAUGGUGACUGGUGGACAGGAACAGUGGGCGACAAGUCUGGAGUCUUCCCUUCUAACUAUGUGAGGCUUAAAGAUUCAGAGGGCUCUGGAACUGCUGGGAAAACAGGGAGUUUAGGAAAAAAACCUGAAAUCGCACAGGUGAUUGCCUGCUACACUGCCACGGGUCCCGAGCAGCUCACCCUGGCCCCUGGUCAGCUGAUUUUGAUCCGAAAAAAGAACCCAGGUGGAUGGUGGGAAGGAGAGCUGCAAGCACGUGGGAAAAAGCGCCAGAUAGGCUGGUUCCCUGCUAACUAUGUAAAACUUUUAAGCCCCGGGACGAGCAAAAUCACUCCAACGGAGCCACCGAAGCCGACGGCGUUACCGGCAGUGUGCCAGGUGAUCGGCAUGUACGACUACAUCGCCCAGAACGACGAUGAACUGGCCUUCAACAAGGGCCAGAUCAUCAACGUCCUCAACAAGGAGGACCCCGACUGGUGGAAAGGAGAAGUCAGUGGACAAGUGGGGCUCUUCCCCUCCAACUACGUGAAGCUGACCACAGACAUGGACCCAAGCCAGCAAUGGUGUUCAGACUUACACCUCUUGGAUAUGCUGACCCCCACUGAAAGAAAGCGGCAAGGAUACAUCCAUGAGCUCAUUGUGACAGAGGAGAACUAUGUGAAUGACCUCCAGCUGGUCACAGAGAUCUUUCAGAAACCCCUGAUGGAGUCUGAGCUGCUGACAGAGAAAGAGGGUGCUAUGAUUUUUGUUAACUGGAAGGAGCUGAUUAUGUGUAAUAUCAAACUACUGAAAGCGCUGAGAGUCCGCAAGAAGAUGUCUGGGGAGAAGAUGCCUGUGAAGAUGGUCGGCGACAUCCUGACCGCCCAGCUGCCGCACAUGCAGCCCUACAUCCGCUUCUGCAGCUGUCAGCUCAAUGGGGCUGCCCUGAUCCAGCAGAAGACGGACGAGGCCCCGGACUUCAAGGAGUUUGUCAAAAGACUGGCAAUGGACCCUCGAUGUAAAGGGAUGCCACUCUCUAGUUUUAUACUGAAGCCUAUGCAACGGGUAACCAGAUACCCACUGAUCAUUAAAAAUAUCCUGGAAAACACUCCUGAAAACCACCCUGACCACAGCCACUUGAAGCACGCCCUGGAGAAAGCGGAGGAGCUGUGCUCCCAGGUGAACGAAGGGGUGCGGGAGAAGGAGAACUCCGACCGGCUGGAGUGGAUCCAAGGCCACGUGCAGUGUGAAGGCCUGUCCGAGCAACUUGUGUUCAAUUCAGUGACCAAUUGCUUGGGGCCACGCAAGUUUCUGCACAGUGGGAAACUCUACAAGGCCAAGAGCAACAAGGAGCUGUAUGGCUUCCUCUUCAACGACUUCCUCCUGCUGACCCAAAUCAUAAAGCCCUUGGGCUCAUCUGGCACGGACAAAGUCUUCAGUCCCAAAUCGAACCUGCAGUACAAAAUGUACAAAACACCUAUUUUCCUGAAUGAGGUUCUAGUAAAAUUACCCACUGACCCUUCUGGAGAUGAGCCCAUCUUCCACAUCUCCCACAUUGACCGAGUCUACACCCUCCGAGCCGAAAGCAUAAAUGAAAGGACUGCCUGGGUGCAGAAAAUCAAAGCUGCUUCAGAACUCUAUAUAGAGACUGAGAAAAAGAAGCGGGAGAAGGCGUACCUGGUCCGUUCCCAAAGGGCAACAGGUAUUGGAAGGUUGAUGGUGAACGUUGUUGAAGGCAUUGAGCUGAAACCCUGUCGGUCACACGGAAAGAGUAACCCGUACUGUGAGGUGACCAUGGGCUCCCAGUGUCACAUCACCAAGACGAUCCAGGACACUCUGAAUCCCAAAUGGAAUUCCAACUGCCAGUUCUUCAUCAAAGACCUGGAGCAGGAGGUCCUCUGCAUCACCGUGUUUGAGAGGGACCAGUUCUCUCCAGACGAUUUUUUGGGUCGGACAGAGAUCCGUGUGGCCGACAUCAAGAAGGACCAGGGUUCCAAAGGCCCAGUUACAAAGUGUCUCCUGCUACAUGAAGUCCCCACAGGGGAGAUUGUGGUCCGCUUAGACCUGCAGCUGUUUGAUGAGCCAUAGGGAGCAGGCCCUGGUGUGCUGGUAGACUUCCUCCAGCCCAAGGCAGCAGGUGCGAUCUGGACAUGGGGUUGCUUUUCUAAGACCACCGUUGGAUGUUUAGCCACAGGGCAACGGGACAGUGAAGACAGGCCCCUCAAAACUUUUAGGAAUAAUUCUUGACAAUCCUUCCCCCGCCCCCAAACAAGUUCCCAUUUUAUGAAGCAGAACUGUCUUCCUUCGUCCUCACUGCAGGCCUCAUCAUGGCUUCUAGGGUCUUUGAAAUCCCAUAGCCCCCAGCUAGAUUUGGUUGGGAGUCUGGCCCAUCCCUGGGCCCGAGGCUUGGGUCUGGUCACUGUAAAAUAGAUUUAUAAAUGCAAUGUCUGUAUUUUUGGAGAACUCAUGUAACCUUCCACCAGUCCCCACAUAGGCCCCUGGGCCCAUGAUGCCUAGUCCUUCGUGUGUUUUAGAAGUAACUAUGAAGGUCUUGCCAUUGCUUCAGAAUCUUAUUCCCCCACCGGGACCUUAUUUGAAAUGCUGCCCUGGAUAUGAUCAGUCGGGGAGGUGGUCUCCAAAUCAGACAGUGGGCUAGCUCUUUGAAGAGCUGGUCCAUGGAAGAUUCUAGCAGGUGCAUUGUUAGAGCCCUUCCAGUGCCCUCCAGGUCUUUUAUUGAUAGAUGUCAAUGAAAACUAUCACUAGCUACCUUCAGGUGACCCAGUUUUGAUUUCCAGCAUGCUUGGAAGAUGGUUAAGGAAGCUUGUUAUCUACAAAGUUAUACUUUGUUGGAUUAGAUCACCACAGGUCACCUGAAAGGCUACUUUACAAUGUCAUUGGGCCCUGGUUGCCAGCCCGGUUGGAAAAUUCUCUUUGGUUUGGAGGUCCUGUGAUGUUUCAUGACAAGAGUAAUCGCUGGUGACCAGCUCUGAGCCUGCUUUUGCUUGAAUGUGCCGGAUCCUGAUUGUCAUGGGAAAUUCUAGCAGCUGUCUUUGGUGUGUUCCCAAGAAAGAAACGUCCCCAAGACGUGAAAAAGAAAAGUCACGAUCCGGAAGUGGGAUGGAAAGAUGUAAAGGAACUCCAUUACAUGCUGGGGGGAAGGCCCUAGGAGCAUACACGCCUCACAAAUCUGGGGAGGAAGACCCAAGACUCGUUCCCAUAUUCUUCCAUAUGCAACCAACCUCUCAGUAAUGGAAACCCAUGUGCUUGUUGCCAGAGUCAGGAACGUAUGACCAUGUGCCAAGCUGUUUGGUUUGAGUUCUUUGAUUUUUUUUUCCCCCCUUAAUAGCCAGGAGAUAGGCUGGUUAACUAGAUAAUAACUCGAUUUGCUAAUGAAAAGUGUGGGCCGUAUUUUGUUCGCAUGUUAAUGUUCUCCUAAUCCCAGUUUGUUGUGGUCAUGACAUGUUCUUUGCAUGUUCUCUUGGUACUGGAGUCCAGCUUUCCUGUGUUAGACAGCGUUCUCUUCGAUUGUAGGUCUUAAUUUAACUAGGGUUGUAGAAGUGCUUUGUAAGUGGUAGCAUUAACAUAGUGGCCGAGUCUCCACUUUGCUGGGAACUGAAUGCAUAGUGUCAUAAUUUCCCAUAAGAGCUCUGUCAUAUUUCAAGCAAUUUUUAAAAUGUGUGUGUUAGAAAGGGCGACAAAGUUUACAUUUCAUACUUUUAAGAAACACUUUAUUAUUUAUUUAUUGAAGAUAGUGUAGAAUUUUGUAUCGCGAACAAACAGACAUGAGUAUUUUUUAAAACAGACACACCCUUUAGUUAGAAACUUUCAACUGAACACUGUUACAGACCAAGGUGAACUUCAGGCAUGCAUUUGUUUACCACUUCCCAGAAGAAGAUAUAGUGAAAAUACCUUAGGUUUAUAUUUUUUUGACGUUGUUAAGAAACUGUGUGGAAUUAAAUCUAUAAAUAGACAUACAACUUAUGCUUUCCUAUUUCUAUACCCAAUACAGUUUGUUCAGUGUAUUCGUGAAGGACGUGUUCUAUGGUAGAAAAAAAACGUAUGCAAUGUGUCAGCGGGGUAGUAUUGGGUCACCAUUCCAAUCCCUUUCCUUCUGUUCUCCCUUUUCUUCAUUGGCUUUCUUUGUGCUUCAGGGCUGGUCAUCACUGUUUAUCCAGGUAGGAUGUAGUGUGAACAAUGACAAGAAUCUUAGUAGCCCUUUUAGGCCUGGCGGUCACCCACUCACGGCAUCACCCACUCGCAGCGUCCCAUCAUCGGAGUUAAUGUGGCACAAAAGAGCAGUAUGUGAGUCUUUCUCCCAAGUGACUACGUUGAGCAUCCCUGAGCUGCCUCCUCCAGGACAGCAAUUCUGGAUUGGCGUCCUUGCACUCACUGGUGUAAUUCAUACUGUGACCGAUCCUACUUGUGGAUGACGUAGUCUGGCCCUGAGAUCCAGCUGUGACUCAGGAGUCAUGUUGGGGUGGGGGAGGAGAUAGAGAAACGUGGACGGUGCAUGGUAUCUCUUUGACCUCUCUUUACAAUGACUUUACAAUGUCAUUGGGCCCUGGUUGCCAGCUCGGUUGGAAAAUUCUCUUUGGCUUGGAGGUCCUAUGAUGUUUCAUGACAAGAGUAAUCACUGGUGACCAGCUCUGAGCCUGUUUUUGCUGCCGUUUUCUGGCUUUUUGGCUGCCUGGGCUAAAUUUCAUAGAGAAGAAAUGUCUCUUUCCAAUAAGCAAUCCGUUUCCUAGCGCUUUGCUUCUAAAUGCAGGGUUUCUGUAGGCCACUAUAGCCUGGCAUUCUGAUCCCAGCCCUCCACAUGCCCUUGUAAGUUUCCCAUCUACUCUGAGCCACACUGACUUCCUCUAGCCCAGCAAGGGGCUUUUCUGCUCUCAGGCUGUGUGCCGAGAACGGGAGCCCUUGGACUGGGGUUUUAUGUAGACUAGCUCUCCUGAAUGGACAAUCCGUAUCCUAAUCCCUCUGGGCAGGGUUUCUCUGGCUGGUACUGUCUUCCCUGGCAGGCAGGCUGACAGGAUCAUCUCCUGGAAACAGGUCUGCUGUCACCAGGAGAGCCUGGAGGGUGUUCAUUCACAUCCUGGGCUUGCCUGACCCGAAAGGGGGACUCUCCUAGGCUAGGGUCACCAGGGAUGCUUGAGAAAAUGGAGCCAGAUUUCCUUGUUUGACUGCUUGGAUGACAUGUCUCUGUCCUCUGACGGCAGGAAAGAGAACGGCGCUCCAAAGAACAUUAAUGUUAAAGGGGACUUUUUUUUUCUUCUUUGCUUUUUUGAAGAGCUUGAGCAUGACCUACGUAUGUGAAGGUAACCGAUUUCAUGUGGUUGAAUAGUACUGAAUUUAACUGAAAAAAGAAAAUCCCAUCAGAAAGUGGGUAAAUUGAUCACUUGCAUCUUGGUGACCUGGUACCCACCCCCCCCCACCCCUGUGACUUCCGGGGUGGGAAUGAAGUCAGGGGGUUAGAUGCUAGAGCCACCAGGGAAGGAUGAUUGGAGGUCUGCUGUCCAAGACCAGGCAGGUGAGCUGUCCCUUCAGGAGCUGGCUGGUGCAAUCAUAAGCCACUGACCAUGCAGAGUGGGAGCAUUCUCGAAUCCGGUGGGGUUGGAGAACGAGGGGAAAUGGAUGAGUGCUUCUGGUUUUAUUAGAAAGGUGGAGAUUUAGGAGUAUAAUUUAGAGUUUGCCAAUACUUUGUAUGAGGAGAAAAAGACUUCUCCAUCUCUACUCCAAAUAGCCUUUUCUGGUUGGUUGGACUUUUUGAUUUGUCAGAAGAAAAUUUGUAUUUGUGUGUAACAAUGUUAAAACUUUCUGUUGGAAACAGCUAGUGGGUUUUAAUUGUAUUUCAUGUGCUCCCUUCCCUUUCCUUCC